CGCAGCCGGUUUUUAUGCUGAAGGUCCGGACUGGAAAAGCCGAGUGUGUGUUGAAGUGUAGCUUGACGCUGCUUCCAGCUCAGAGAACCGCAGAGAAGAUGGCGGCGCUACGAGUCGUGGUGCUAGCGGGGAGUGGGAGAGCUCUCCUCAGCACUCCUAAACUUCUCAAGACCCCCAAGGCCAACUUGUCCUUCGCCAGCCUACCGCGGAGCAAAAAAGUUGCCCUGACAACACUAGGUGUGGUCACAGCUGGCGGGGCUGGGCUCGCUAUGAUGCUGCACCAGUCCGUCAAAGCCUCUGAGUUGGAGCUCCACCCUCCUAACUACCCGUGGAGCCAUGGUGGACCUCUGUCCGCUCUCGACCAUGCUAGUGUUCGUCGUGGCUACCAGGUGUAUAAGCAGGUGUGUUCAGCCUGCCACAGUAUGCAGUACCUGGCUUUCAGAAACCUGGUGGGAGUGUCGCACACAGAGGAUGAGGCUAAGGCCAUUGCUGAGGAGUUUGAGGUCGUGGAUGGACCUGACGACACUGGCGAGAUGUUUACCCGGCCAGGAAAGCUGUCGGAUUACUUCCCUAAGCCCUACGCCAACCCUGAGGCUGCUCGCUAUGCCAACAAUGGAGCCCUGCCUCCAGACCUCAGCUACAUCAUCCUUGCCAGACAUGGUGGCGAGGACUACGUGUUCAGCCUGCUGACUGGUUACUGUGAGCCACCUGCAGGAGUGUCACUGAGGGAAGGUCUCUACUACAACCCCUACUUCCCUGGUCAGGCUAUCGGCAUGGCCCCGCCCCUCUACAACGAGAUUUUGGAGUAUGAGGACGGAACCCCUGCCACCAUGAGUCAGGUUGCUAAGGAUGUGUGCACUUUCCUGAGGUGGGCUGCCGAGCCGGAGCAUGACACACGCAAACGCAUGGGACUGAAGGUGCUGAUUGGUGCAGCCAUCCUCCUGCCUCUGAUCUACUACAUGAAGAGACACAGGUGGACUGUGCUGAAGAGCAGGAAGAUCGCCUACAGGCCUCCCAAGUAAACAGAAGCAGACACCCCAAGCUGGGCCUAAAACUGAGAUGGCUGCGUUCAAUGACCCCACAAUGCUCACCUCAAGAAGAUCUUAGACCCAUAAUAAUGGACAAACACACACAUGCCUUUCGAGAAAAAGGGUAGACAACUAAGAGUACAUAUAUUGUGUUUAUUCCGACAGAAAAUGCCUUUUUUUUUUUUUUAGUUGGUGGCAUGAUAGGUCCAGUUGUGUGACGGAUUUUCCUGUAUCUGGAAUAUUGUGGUGCAAGCUUGUGUCAGAGAUUUGUGGCGUUCUUGAACACACCCUUCACAAAUUUUAUUUGAUCUGCAGCGAGUCACGACUGGUAGCAGUUCAUGUCUUGACAUCUCGUCUCAGACUCUGUCACAAUUGACCUAUCAGUUGUUUGACUGUCCAUCUUUGUAAGAUACUCGAUAACCACGUAAGCGCUUAGAAAUACUUGCUCAGUAAAGUUUCCUGGGCGUAUGGGAAUCCAUCCUCCACUCUUCUCCCUGCAAAACAACUGCUAAGCCUCUGUUUUACUGUACAAAAUAAAUUAUCUUAAAGGAAACUUUUCUGCGUGGCACUUUGUUUUGUCUUCUGCAGCAGCAAACGUGACGCACUCAUGAACCAUUUUAAUGCUGCCUGUGUCAUUCUGGUUGUUGCUGGCUUGUGGAAUCUGCAUCUACACACUGUCAUGUAAAUAUUUAAUAAACUGGUGAAUGAACAAA
This is a messenger RNA of Stegastes partitus (bicolor damselfish), 1741 nucleotides long. RefSeq names its product cytochrome c-1 (gene cyc1). Gene Ontology annotation, biological process: mitochondrial electron transport, ubiquinol to cytochrome c. The record is from RefSeq and is a predicted model, not a curated record. The coding region runs from base 15 to 1022 and encodes 335 amino acids. NCBI's taxonomy places the organism in Eukaryota, Metazoa, Chordata, Actinopteri, Pomacentridae. Gene Ontology annotation, cellular component: respiratory chain complex III. The transcript has 7 exons. Gene Ontology annotation, molecular function: electron transfer activity; heme binding.